CCCAUAAAGUCAUUAGGAAAGUGUUUCCUGAGGACAAGGCAGGGGGAAGUUUUUCCGUAGACUUCUGUAACCCAUGGUUAUUUUAUUGCCAAUUGUAUUCUAUUUUUAUUCUAAUUUUAAGUGUUACUGUUUGCUAAGUGUUGAGUUUUCCCAUGUACCGUGAAUGCACCAUAGCGCUGUGCGUGGUGACUUUCUUUCACUGCAUCCGCCUGCACGGAGCUAGAUGUGCAAAGCUGUGUAGAAAUUCAGUCCUGUAACUCGUUGCGCUACAGAAUUAAUGUUUUCUUUGAAGAAUAUCCUGAAAUCUGCUGCAAGGACCGAGCGGUGCCAUCUAAGGACUGGAUGCCACUGGAGGUGCCUAGAAAGGACGUUCUCAAUCUGAAGGCCACCUGUUUCCUUGGAGGGUGGUAGGAUACAACGAUUUGCAAUUUUUUUUAAGGAUUAACGUUUUUACUGAGAUCUCAGGACGCUUUAUGUUGUUACUUUUUUCCUUUUUGGGUCAGAUCUGAUUCCACUUAACACAAAAAACUAUUGCAUCAAAAAGCAAACCAGUGACUAAAGACAAUUAACACUUACUAAGAACACUGAAUACUGACGGGCAGAAUGCCAGGGAGUUUGCAGGGAGGCUGUUAAAAGAAGCGCUUGGUCUGGACGAGACACCUGUGAUUGACAGAGCCCACAGAGCUUUGAGAAAGAAGCCCGGAGAUAACGAACCACCCCGACAUCUUAUUGUAAGAGUUCACUACUGCCACACCUAUGAGGACAUCAUGAAGAAAGUCAUGGGCACCCGGGAUAUAACAUUUUGUGGCCGGCGGAUUCAGAUUUUCCGGGACCUGCCACCUGAGGUGGCAAAGCGCCGAGCUACGUUCACCGCUAUGAGGAGGAUGCUACGCGACAAACCGGGGGUCAAAUACGGACUUCUUUACCCAGCCAAACUACGAGUGUCUCACGACGGUAUCGAGAAGUUUUUUACUGAUCCGGAAAAAGCACGACAGUAUGCAGAACGCCCCAUCGGAGACGUGGAUAACGGAGGAUCACGGGAUCCUGUCCCACGUGAGAUAAGGGCAGAUAAUGCCACAAUACACCACCCAGAACGCGAAUAACCUCUACGCAGGUGACGUCUAGCAUUUUAUUACUGACGGGGUUUUGUUUUUCUCUGUGUACCUAAGAGUCAAUAAUCCGGGCAGCUUGCGGUUAAAGGCGUAUGUUAGUAAUGUUAUACUUGUUAAUGAUGUUACAUGUUGCGGUCUCACACUUGGUUUUAAGGGCUGGUAGUUAGACACCCUUUAACUUGUUUUUGAACAACUGUAUUGUUUUGUUUAAUAGUGACGAUAAUGUACCUUCUGAUCCUUUUUUUUGUGAUAUCUGGUCUAUGCUUAAUGUCUUUAUGGAGCUACACAGAGCACUUGUUAUGUCGGAGGUUGCGACAGAGGAUGGUUAGAAGUACGCAUGGUCUUGUUGGGAGGAUGGCAGGUUCCCCUCCCUGCUAUGACCUAGGUGUGUGCGUGUUUGUUUGUUUGUUUUUUUGUUUGUUUUUGUUUGCUUGUUUUCUUUCUCUUUUUUUUCCUGCUGUGUUUACUUUGUAUUUCCAUGGGUGGGGUUGUUGGGCGGGAAGGUGCUAUCGGUAGAAAAUGUUCUAGUCAAUACGGGACAAUACACAUAAAUCACUAACAGUAUGGCCUCAAUAGAUGGUGAUGGAAAUAAUGGGGUGAACAGGAGAGGGCUUGUAACUUUUUGCUCUUGGAACGUGAAUGGCAUCAGUGAACCAAUAAAACGUGGUAAGGUGUUGGCAUACCUAAAAUCAUUGAAAUCAGAUGUUAUUUUCUUGCAGGAGACACAUCUUAAAAAUGAUGCACAUUGCAGGAUUAGAGCUAAGUGGAUAGGGCAGGUCUAUCACUCAAGGUUUUCCGCAAAGGCAAGGAGUACAGCAAUAAUUAUUUGUAAAAAUGUGCCAUUCAAACAUAAAUCUACCCUGGCAGAUAAGGAAGGGAGAUAUAGCAUGGUGGUAGGAGAAAUUCAGUCUAUACCAAUCACAUUGCUGAAUGUCUAUGGCCCGAACAGGGAUGACCCAGAGUUCUUUAGAAAAACGUUUAGCUUGAUCCCGGAUAUUUCAACUACAAAUUUGAUACUUGGAGGAGACUUUAAUUUAGUUUUAGAUACCUAUCUGGACAGGUCAUCAGCUCAGACAGUUGCGCCAUCGAAUGCUUCUAGGUUUCUGAAAUCAUUUAUUGAUAAUUUGGGUCUUGUGGAUGUUUGGAGAACCUUGAAUGCAACCGGAAGGGAAUAUUCCUUUCACUCUGGGGUUCAUAAUACGUACUCCCGUAUAGACUACUUUCUAUUAGAUAGUAAACUGUUACAUGGAGUCCAAAGUAGUAAAUAUCAUAAUAUCCUUAUAUCAGAUCAUAGCCCAGUGUCUAUUUCACUAAAUUUACAGUGAUAAUUAAUCUUCAGGUGGUAAUUAUAAACACUGGCGAUUAGACCCUCAACUUCUUACGAGGAAAACAUUCUGCAAUUAUCUGGAAGAACAGAUCAAGUUGUUUUUUGAGAUGAAUGACAAAGACGAUGUAUCACCUCUUUUAUUGUGGGAGACAUUUAAAGCAUAUGUUAGGGGCUGUGUAAUUUCUUUUCAGUCGUCUGAGAAAAAAAACGUAAUAACAUGGAACGCAUACAGUUGGAGGUUCAAACACAAAAAUUGGACUCUGAGAAUGCCAGACAACGGUCUGUACAGCUGCAUAGUAAAAUAUCAGCUCUGAAGUAUACACUCAAUAACUUGCUCUCAGAUAAAAUUUCCAGGGCCUUCAUGUAUGUUAAGCAGACCUAUUUUGAAUUUGGUGAUAAGCCACAUAAAUUACUGGCCAGGCAUCUAAGGAAGAGAGAAAGUGAUAGGGCCAUUCAUGCAAUCAGGUCAGACUCGUGGGUUGUUGACUAAUUCUUAUAAGGAUAUUAAUACCGCUUUUAGACAGUUUUAUGAACAGUUAUAUACAUCUCAGUGUAAUGCACCUCCUGAAAUUAUGCAGGAUUUUCUAAGCAAAUGUAACUUCCCUACAUUGGCACAAAAGGACAGGACACUUCUAGAUGCAGACUUAAUAUGUCCAGAAUUGAUUAGUACCAUACGCUCCCUGAAAAAUGGGAAGAGCCCAGGACCUGAUGGUUUAUGUAAUGAGUUUUAUAAAAAGUUUAGCAGUUUACUAACCCCAUAUUUGCUAAAAAUGUUUAAUAUGGCCUUGGAAGAUGGUGCACUCCCUCAGACCCUGAAUGAAGCAAGUGUGAUUCUCAUUCCAAAGAAAGGAAAGGACCCAGAAUUGAUACCUUCAAAUAAGGAGCUAUGUAAGGUCCCAACUACAACAAUUUGAGUCUCCAACUCCAGGUAAGCUUGACCAAUGCCUGGUGGAUUGUAUAACAGAAAAGCAUGCUGUUGCUUUUAUAUAUGAGAUAUUACAGUCACUCCAGCAGAAGGAUACAGGUAAAAUAAAAUCAGCUUGGGAAAAGGAAUUAGGGUCAGAAAUUCAUAAUGAUGUCUGGACUAAAGGGCUACGUUAUGUUAAUUCCUGCUCUAUCGACGCCCGACAUAGGUUAAUUCAGUUUAAAAUUUUGCACAGAUUGCACUACUCGAAGACAAGAUUACAUCGGAUAUUUCCUGAAACGUCACCCAUCUGUGAUAAAUGUCAAUGUGCAGAAGUCUGUGAAGGUUCUCAGUCAAGCAACUCAAAGAAGUCCAGACGCUUUUCUUUGCAAACUCCUUUGACAAUGUGCAGAAGCUGAUCUGCUUCACAGUUUUGUAAUGUGUAUCAAAUUACAAAGUUUUGGGGCGUCAGUUUUUUCUUUUUUUUCCAAACUUUUUGAUGUGCAGUUAGACCCUGACCCCAUUUUGAUUCUUAUUGGACUGUGGGGACAAUCUAAAAAACUUAAGAGCACACAGAUUUCCCUCCUGUCCUAUGGCCUUAUGUGUGCAUUCUCCUCCUAUGGAAGGGAAAAGAAGUGCCCUCCUUGAAAGUCUGGAUUUCAGUACUGACAGAUACUCUUCAUCUGGAAGGGAUCCGCUACAUUAUAAACGACAAACUGGAGGACUUCCAUCAGAUUUGGAGGCCGCUCAUUGAGCACCUGGAAACUAUGAACAAAUGAGAGCUAUUAUGUGGACUUCACCAUUGCUUAAAAUAAGCUGAUAGCACUCUGGGAUAAGGGAAGGGUGUAGGGAGGAGGUUUGUUUGUUUGUUUGUUUUGUUGUUGUUGUUUUUGACCGCCCUUUUUGGUACUUUCCAUUGUCUUGGUUGUGUGUUUUGUUUUUUCCUGUUUUUGUUGAUUUUGUUUGUUUUCGGGUUUAUUUUAUUUAUUUAUUUUUUGUUCGCUUUGUUUUUCCCCUUUUCUUGAUGAUAAAACUGUAAAAAGGAAGCAAUGUCAGUCUAUGGGACAAUUUGUGAUUGUUAUUUGUGCUUCACAAUAAAAAUAUUUGAAGAGAAGAACACUGAAUACUAAGUGCACUGAACUGAAAUGGACAGCCUACCUAAUACAUUUAUGGACACUUUAAGUGAUAUAUUGUACAUUGUUGAGAUUCACAUGUUUGAAAUGAUUUAAAUGUUUUGUUCAUGCCUAUGUUUUGGACCAUUUAAAUGUUGAAUACACUCAAAUCACUUUUUUUCCUUUAAGUUGUUGUCAGUGUUUUUCCUUCUUUAAGUUGAGUUACCACUGCCAGUCUCCUUACGAUCCUAACUGAACCCAACAAGAGUAGAUUCUGAAAUAUUGUUUUUUUCCUUGACUUUGUGUGACAGAUUACUGUGGAUUUUACUGAUUUUGGACUACUCAGUUAAAAAGGGUGACACUUAGUGGCGAGCCAGACAGGAGAUUGGCAUAGUGGUUUUACCUCCAACUCAUAUGACACACUGAGUGAUAUGUUUAUUUUCGAAAAUGGCACUUGACCUUUGUGAACGCUUUAGAGUUGAUAGCCAGAAAACCCUGCUUAUUACAGGUAUUGAAAGACACCGUAGUGAACAUGAUAUAACUAAUGUUUUCGAAGUGAAUGGUAAGAUCUCUAACAUUGUCAGGGUCCCUGAUGAACCACAUCAGCCCGAAGGCAGAACACUUAUAGUGUAUGAGUCUUAACAGGCUACCUUAAAGAUAGACCCUUCCACCUUAGGGGAAGUUCUCAGUCCUGUAGACCCUACAGUGAAAUGGGUUUCCAAAACCGUCAGAGAUAUCACCCAAGAAGAAAUGGGCAAAGAAGUGGCCCGUAGAUACCUGAAGUAACUUGAGUUUAUGGGGGGCAGUGGCAGAGCAGGCUUCCUCAGUAUUUUCCAAGGCGAGUUGCAGGCCAGCCCCACACCCCAUACUCAGGCACGAUCACCCAUUGACCAUAACAUUAAUAUGACAGCUGACAACAUUCCCAAUACUGAUUCAAGUGAACCCGUAGAACCCACAAGUGCUUUCAGCCCACGUUCUGACGCGGUCGCUGGUCCAGUACAUGUAGACGAGAGCAUCUACAACCCUUCGCAUAUUCAGAAAGUAGUGGUUGAACAUAUUAUUUGUAAUGGGCCAAGUCACGCACCCCUUGCUCAUGCUAAGAUACGUACCUUCUCAGGCCGACUUCCACGGCCCAACGGUGAAGUCGACUAUGAGACAUGGCAUACCCAAGUCGAUCUUCUACUCAGUGACCCUUUUCUGACUGAUGCCCUCAAAGUGAGGAAGAUACUUGAGAACUUACUUAGCCCUGCAUCUGAAGUUGUAAAGCCUCCAGGGGUCACUGCAUCACCAAGUGCUUAUGUCACUCAGCUUGAUUCAGCCUUUGGAGUUGUUGAGGACGGUGAAGAGCUUUUCACUGCCUUUCUUGGCUCGAAUCAAAACAGCGGAGAAAACCCAUCUGCCUUCUUGAACCGUCUUCACAGCCUCCUCACACGAGUCAUUUCUAGAGGGGGAGCCACUCCUGCAAAUGUAAAUGAACUGCUUCUUAAGCAAUUCAUUAGAGGUUGCUGGGACCAAAGCUUGAUAAUAAGUCUUCAGCUUGAAGCAAAAAAGAGCUUUCCACCCUCGUUUCCAGAGCUUCUCCUCAUGUUGAGAACCGAGGAAGAGCGUCGUUCAGCCAAGUUGGACCGCAUGAAGAAACAUUUGGGUGCAACAAAAGCUGCUGCACAUGCACACUCAGUUUUUAGUAUGCCCACCUUUGACCAAGCACCACUUGCAACUCCUACUCCAACCGACAGUGAAGCUGUGAAACUCGAACAAAAAGUUAAUGAGCUCACAAAGCAAGUUGAACAGUUAACUUUAACUCAAAGGCCAAGGAGCACCACCCCAAGUACUGAACCUCUUGUGAGCACUAAAUCCAAAUCUGUGAACCCAAAACCGAAUGAAACUGCCAAGCUUGAAAGUCAAAUAGCCGAGUUGACCAAACAAGUCCAAAUGCUUGUCCAAAGCCAAAGACAUUCAACCAAACCUGAGAAAUAUGAGCCCCAAAAUUAUCUAGCUGUCAACACCAGAAACUCACAGGCUUUUGCUAAAGUCCCUGGCACACCUAGGGCAUGGUUUUGCUUUAAGUGUGGGGAAGACAAUCAUAUUGCAGUAAGCUGCACAAAUGAUGCCAAUCCCACACUUGUCCGAGAAAAGCAUGCAGAGUUGAAAAAGAAACAGGCUGAUUUUGCUGCACGAAAGGCCGCAGCCCCGUUUGCUUUAAACGAGUGGCAGCUCCUGUCGUGGGACACCCAGGAGCUGAAACCCUUGAUUCCCGUGGUCCUGAAGUGCAAAUCACAGAACCCAUUCAACCUAUAGACAGCCUAGAUCCUAACUCCCUCUUCCCUCAAGGUCUCAUAGGCCCACGCUGUGCAGCGUCAGUACUCGUUGACGGGGUGCCCUGUGAAUCCAUAAUGGACUCAGGCUCACAGGUUAUGACCAUUUCUGAGUCUUUUCACAAGAUGCACCUUUCUCACCUUCCCAUCCAGCCAAUACAUGCUCUUCUUGAAAUUGAAGGAGCAGGAGGGCAAAAUGUGCCAUACUUGGGUUAUGUUCAGACUUGCAUUACAUUUCCUGAAAACAUUGCAGGCAAAGAACAACAAUUAGCUGUUUUGGCCCUUGUUUAACAUUUACAUGCUCCCACUGGCACAGAUUAUAAAGAACAACAAAAUAAACUAUCAUAGCUACGCAGAUGA
Molecule: messenger RNA, 7130 nt
Organism: Oreochromis niloticus (Nile tilapia)
Lineage: Eukaryota; Metazoa; Chordata; Actinopteri; Cichliformes; Cichlidae
Product: zinc finger CCHC domain-containing protein 12-like
Exons: 2
Coding region: 5251-6753 (500 amino acids)
Molecular function (GO): nucleic acid binding; zinc ion binding
Source: RefSeq, a predicted model, not a curated record